Mugil cephalus (flathead mullet) is the source of this 1445-nucleotide messenger RNA. Its product is annotated as signal-regulatory protein beta-2-like. The transcript is spliced from 6 exons. Gene Ontology annotation, biological process: response to bacterium. The coding region runs from base 287 to 1336 and encodes 349 amino acids. NCBI's taxonomy places the organism in Eukaryota, Metazoa, Chordata, Actinopteri, Mugiliformes, Mugilidae. The record is from RefSeq and is a predicted model, not a curated record.
UGCUGUUUUCACUCUGCCAACCUCAUUGUGGUUCACACUGGUGUUAACCUUUAUUAUCAAAGUGCUGAUGACAUGUUGACUCAAAACCAUGAAAGGGUCACAAUGAAUGGGUUUUUGCUUCUGCUUGAAAAGCAAAUCAUGUUUCUCAAAAUGAGGAUGAUGAACCAAUCAGACGAUUGUAGCGGAAUGUAGGACAAGUUGGUGUUAUUGAAUCUGUUCAAUCUACUGCUGCCACAGUAGUUUAGAACAACAGCUCAGAAGAAGCAGGAGCCGAGAAGCAGACAAGAUGAUGGUGUUUAUUGCAAACAUCUUCCUCCUCUGUGUGUUGUGUGGGGCACAAAUGAAUGAAAUCUCUCAGCCUGAGGCGCUGCAAACACUGAACCUUGGAGACACAGCUACGAUUAAAUGCUACAUAAACAGUGUACUGACAAAUAGAGUUUGGUACAAACUGACUAUAAAGAGGAGACUACAGCUUGUUGCAACUUUUAAUUCUGACUAUAAUUAUACUACCUUUACUGAUGAGCGUUAUUCAUUAAAGACGAAUGCCCUCAACAUGCAUCUGAUCAUAUCUAGAACAUCGUGGGACAAUGUUGGAACGUACUUCUGUGGAGUAGUGCUCUUGGAUGACAUUAAGUUUGGAUCAGGAACCUUUCUGAUGCUGAAAGGUACAAAGAUGAUAAGUGACUCUGUCGUCCAGCUGCCUCAGUCUCAGUCAGUCCAGUCUGGAGACUCUCUGACCCUCAGUUGUUCGGUUCACACUGAAUGCACGGCAGAACACAUGAGUGUCAUGUGGCUGAAAAACUCUGGUCAUUCCGCUCCUGAAAUGAUUUACUCCGCUGGAAAUAACAGCAGCGCCUGCCAGCCGACUGCGAGUGGAGAAACCACUUGUGUGUACAACCUUUUCAUGAGGAACAUCAGCUCUGAUGAUGCUGGAGUUUACUACUGUGUGGUGACUUCAUGUGGACAAAUGCUAUUGGGAAAUGGGACCAAGCUCGCCUUUGAGUCAAACCCUGACACAGGACUGGGUUCCAUCGUCAUUGCACUGAUGCUGUCAAACGUCAUUCUUGGGAUUGCGACAUUCAUUCUUGCAUGGACACUUUGUAGGACUCAAAUGAAAGACUAUUUGGCAGCCGAUGGAUCCGCUGAAGGCAGCCAGACUAGUGGUGAACUCACUUAUGCGGCUGUGAAUUCGUCCUCCAGACACGUCGCUCAGAGACAGUCUGCAGUGAAACACAGAGGAGACUCUGUAAUUUAUUCUAACAUCAGAUACUGUCACCAAGACGGAGGUGCUCCAUAUUGGGAAUAUGGACAAACCAGGGAGAAUGAGGAAGACUGAGUGAGCAGGAAUCUCUUCCAGCUAUGAAAUGUAUUUGCCUUUCAGGUGGCUCAUAGUCAUAUAUAAAAUAGAAACAAAAGAUCUCAGAUUUCAGUCAUGGUGCUUUGCA